UUAGAGUCUUCCUUUACAGGUGCACUUUUCCGUUGGAGAUAAGGAUCUUCACGACGACAAUAGAAAACGUGAGCAAACGGAGACUAACGCCACCAUUAAUCUGAAGAGUUGGCGAAAUAUGAAAACCAUCGAACAUCCGCCUAUCAUGGAUUUCUAUCGUAAUUCGGUUGACAUUGUGGAAGGCGGAGGUGCUGCACGCCCUUCGAUGCUUCAACUAAUUCAUGGAGACAAAUCUAUACCUGAAGAGAUUGAAAUCGAAGGAUUUAAGUUACAUAACGAUGAACUGGUACAAGGACGUGUUGAAAAGCCUUCCAAAACUCGUAUGGAGAAAUUUUCUCCCCCACCUACACAGGCUCGAGUGAAAUUCGGUUGGAUUCAAGGCGUUUUUGUACGAUGCCUUCUUAACAUAUUUGGGGUUAUGUUGUAUCUUCGCAUCAGUUGGGUAGCUGGUCAAGCUGGAAUCGGUCUUGGUUCAAUAAUUGUUCUUCUGGCAUCUCUUGUAACUACAAUUACUGCAAUAUCUACAUGUGCGAUUUGUACUAACGGUGAUGUUAAAGGAGGUGGAGCUUACUUUUUGAUAUCACGUUCACUUGGUCCAGAAUUCGGUGGCUCUAUUGGGUUGAUCUUUUCGGUAGCGAAUGCUGUAGGAGCAGCAAUGUACAUAGUUGGAUUUGCUGAGACAGUCCGAGAUCUACUAAGGGAAUCGAGUAUGCAGAUUAUCGAUGCUGGUUUGUGGGAUGUACGACUGGUUGGCUUUGUGACGUGUAUAGUACUAAUCGGCAUCGUGUUCAUCGGCACAGCAUUUGAGUCAAGAAUGCAGAUGAUACUCCUAGUGAUUCUUCUGACGUCAAUCAUUGACUAUGUUAUUGGCUCUUUCUUCCCGCCUAGUGCUGCCACUACUCUACGAGGUGCUACAGGAUAUAGAUGUGAUACCCUUAUGGAGAAUCUUUUGCCUGCAUUUCGUGACGGAGAGGACUUCUUCUCGGUGUUUGCUGUUUAUUUUCCUGCAGCUACAGGAAUCAUGGCCGGCGCUAAUAUAAGCGGUGAUCUAGCAGAUCCACAGCUUGCUAUACCGAUCGGGACACUUUUGGCUAUUGCAGUGACAACUACAGUUUAUUUAGCCACCGUUUGGAUGACAGGAUCAACCUAUGCAGAUGGAAUCUUCCCUCCACUUUGGAACGGAACAGUUUUUAUACCUCCAGAUUGCACACUGAAUAGUACUUGUCCUUAUGGUCUCAUGAACUAUUUCCAGAUUAUGGAGAUGGAGUCUCUAUGGGGACCACUUAUCACUGCAGGGAUCUUUGCUGCUACACUCAGUUCUGCGCUUGCUAGUUUAGUAAGCGCUCCCAAGGUUUUUCAGGCUGUCUGUAAAGAUCGUCUGUUCCCGAAGAUUGGUUACUUUGCCAAAGGGUACGGUAAGAACGAGGAACCGAGGCGAGCAUAUUUUCUGACAUUUGUCAUAGCUAUGGCCAUGGUAGGAAUAGGAGACCUAAAUGCCAUAGCUCCAAUCAUAUCAAAUUUCUUUCUGGCAUCAUAUGCGCUCAUAAAUUACGCAUGUUUCGAUGCUUCAUUCGCCGAUUCUCCUGGAUUUCGGCCAGGUUUUAAGUACUAUAAUAUGUGGGUAUCCCUUGGAGGAGCCCUACUGUGCAUCGUAGUUAUGUUCAUCAUCAGCUGGGCGACGGCGCUGAUAACGUUCUUCUGUUUCGCUGCCUUGUUUUUGUAUAUUUUACAUAGAAAGCCUGAUGUGAACUGGGGCUCGUCUACUCAGGCGCAUAGCUACAAGAAUGCUUUGUCAGGAAUGAUAAAAUUGUCUAAUACUGAAGAGCAUGUGAAGAAUUACCGGCCUCAAUUACUUGUGCUAUGUGGGAACGCGGCUUCACGUCCUUCCUUAGUUGAUUUCGCCAACAGCAUCACUAAAGGGACGUCGUUAAUGAUUUGUGGUUAUGUGGUCCCCUAUAAUCCUUCUGAUCGGGUUUAUUCUGUAAUGCGUAAACUGGAACGUCAACUCAGUGAAUGGCUACGAAAAAGACGUGUGAAGUCCUUUUACGCUUCUGUAGCGAAUUCUAGUCUUCGAGCAGGUGCUCAGUCUUUACUACAGGUGUGCGGUCUUGGAAAGCUCCGUCCAAAUAUAGUUCUUAUCGGUUUCAAGACAAACUGGUAUCAUGGAGGUCCCACUCUUCAAACACUGGAUGAACUUAAUGAGUACUUUGGAACAAUUCAAGAUGCGUUCGACAGUAACAUGGCAGUGUGUGUGUUGCGUAACGGAGACAUGGGCCUUGAUUUCAGUGAGGCCAUGAAGCUUCUGAAUGUUGGCGAGUCAAAACGGCUCGACAUUAACUUAGAUGUAAAUGUGGUAGAUAAGGAUGGGUCAGUUCUACUUGUAAAACAGUCUGCGUAUGGAGGAGAGGAGAACCAAGCUAGCGAGAAGCAUUUGGGGAAGGAUGUCGAGGAUGACAUAGAAGUAGGCGAAACUCAACUUCAUACAUUUUCACUGCGAAGGCGAAGCACUCGUAGACCGACCACGGAGCAAAAGGCCUUGAUUGCAUCAAUUUCUCGUUUUCAGCGGAAGAUAAAGAAGGUAUUACUUCUGUUGUUUUUAUUCACAGGAGUUUUUCUGCGAGUGUUCACAAUCUCAACAAGUACUCGUACAAUGGAACAAGAGCAACGAAGCAUGGCUGCUCUUCUUUCAAAGUUCAGGAUAAAUUUUAGCGAUGUAUCUGUCAUAUCCGACAUUGGACGAAUCCCUCGUCCUGACACUCUAAUGAGAUGGGAAAAACUUAUUGCUCCGUUCGUUAGUCCGGACGAUUGUGAAGUUGUGCCUGGUACAACAUCGAGGAGCGAGUUGGACUCUCAGAGGCAAAAGACGUAUCGACAGUUGCGAGCUUCUGAGCUACUUCGUGAGCAUUCCGCGGAAUCAGAUCUCGUAGUCAUCACAUUGCCCGUUCCUCGCAAAGGUAUGGUUAGUGCCUCUCUAUAUCUCUCAUGGCUAGACAUGAUGACUCGUGAACUUCCACCUACUCUGCUGGUUCGUGGAAAUCAAACAUCCGUUUUGACGUUCUAUUCAUGA
Molecule: messenger RNA, 3067 nt
Organism: Angiostrongylus costaricensis
Lineage: Eukaryota; Metazoa; Nematoda; Chromadorea; Rhabditida; Metastrongylidae
Source: the annotation of a GenBank genome assembly